Nasonia vitripennis (jewel wasp) is the source of this 1306-nucleotide messenger RNA. Its product is annotated as shematrin-like protein 2. Bases 79 to 600 code for a protein of 173 amino acids. NCBI's taxonomy places the organism in Eukaryota, Metazoa, Arthropoda, Insecta, Hymenoptera, Pteromalidae. The transcript is spliced from 3 exons. The record is from RefSeq and is a predicted model, not a curated record.
GCGACUCGAUGCUUCGGACAGUCAGUCUACUGUACUGCUCUCUGUGUGUUCUAGUGAAGUCCUAGAUCAGCUUUGAAGAUGUUCAAGUUGCUCGUCCUUCUCGCCUUGGUGGCCUAUGCCUCGGCCGGCGGUCUCUACUCGAGCCUCGGCUCCUACGGCUACGGCAGCGGCUACGGAUACGGUUACGGUCUGGGAGGAUAUGGCCUGGGACACGGAGGCUCCAUCGUCAGCUACGCGCCGACUUAUGCUACCAGCUACGCGAACACCUACAGGCCAUGGAGUCCGGUCUACUACGGAAGCUACCCGUCCGCGAAGCGCAUCCUUUACUCCAACCCCCUGAAUAAGCUGGCCUACAACUACCCAACCUACCUGGGCGGCUACGCGGCCUCCUACUCGCCCUACAGCAGCUACUACAAGUACGGCGGAUACGGUCUGAACGACUACGACUACGGUCUCGGCCACGGUUACGGCGGAUACAGCGGAUACGGUGGAUACGGUCUCGGCGGCUACGGCGGAUACGGUCUCGGCUACAACAGCUACUACAACUCCCUCGGGGGCGUCAGCGCCUACGGACACAACAUCUACAACCACUACAACUAAGAGCCUGCCGGACUCGGGGAGGACGAGUACUUAAUCACACACCAAAAAUCAACGAGUCAACAUCGAUCGAUUGCUUUACCAUGUCUAUGUAUACACAGUGCGCGAACGGCAGUGGCGAGGCCCGAGUUUCGAAACGGGUACCUCAGACUUUUUUUUUAUAACUGAAAUUUUUUUACUUAUAUUUAUAUACUUUAUUCGACGUUUCGAUGACGGGCGACGGGUUCGCGCGCGUGAGCGCGUUUCUACCAGUAUUUCUCGAGAGAGAUCGACGAUUAUGGGCUUUUCUGUACACUCUAUACCUUGUAUAUUCCGCAACUCGAAUCCUUCGUUUCCGGACACUUUUACGAAUCCGAGACCCGCACUUAUACAUCAAGGUCCUCUCGGUCUCUCUAUAUCUAUACACUCACACACGCGUUUACUUUUCCUAACGGCGGAAAACUCGAUUCUCUACUUGUGAUCGCGCUGUACACCGUCGACUCGGAUGUAAAUUUUUGUUUAAUUUCAUGUCGAGUCGGAGAUCCGUGUACUCGAGGAGAUGCUGCUAAUGAGUUUGGAGAGAUCGGAACUCGGUGUUAACAGUGUCGCCUCGACGCUGCAAUUUUUUUCUUUUGUAUUCGAGCUUGUAAAAAUGUCGCGGAAAUCUGUCCUGAUGCAUGUAUUAUAUACGAAAAAAAACAUACAUAAAUAAAAUUGUAUUUUAUUAAUU